Messenger RNA from Gymnodraco acuticeps, 1461 nucleotides. RefSeq names its product sterol O-acyltransferase 1 (gene soat1). Lineage: Eukaryota; Metazoa; Chordata; Actinopteri; Perciformes; Bathydraconidae. Gene Ontology annotation, molecular function: fatty-acyl-CoA binding; cholesterol binding; cholesterol O-acyltransferase activity. The record is from RefSeq and is a predicted model, not a curated record. Gene Ontology annotation, cellular component: endoplasmic reticulum membrane. Gene Ontology annotation, biological process: cholesterol metabolic process; cholesterol efflux.
AAGAGCAACCUGAUGCAUCAGUUGGACGACCACGUGAACGACUUCAUGGACAGUCUGAUGGAGGAGUCGUCCAGCCUGGAGUCUGCUCCUCUUCCCGCCUCCUUCUCCCCCCCGCUGUCCGACAAGGAGAGGAGCAAACUCAGGUAUUUCCGGCCUCCUCAUGGUGAGGGGAAGCAGUUCGUCAGUCGCCGGUCCCUCUUAGACGAGCUGUUUGAGGUGAACCACAUCAACCACAUGUUCAUCGCUCUGCUCAUCCUCUUCAUCCUCAGCACGCUGGUGGUGGAUUUCAUCGAUGAAGGCAGGCUGGUGCUGCACUUUGAGCUGCUGGUGUAUGCGUUCGGACAGCUCCCCCUGGUGGUGUGCACGUGGAUCUGCAUGUUCCUAUCGGUUCUGCUGGUUCCCUACAGUCUGUUCCACCUGUGGGCUCAGACCCAGAGGGGGUCUCACCCUCAGUUCUGCAGCUUCCUGUUCGGCUCGGUGUUCCUGCUCUUCCAGGCGCUGGCUGUUGGCUUCCUGCCGACGUUUGUGGUUCUGACCAACAGCUUCCCCCCCUCCUGCUUCAUCGUCAUCCUGGAGCAGGUGCGUCUGAUGAUGAAAGCCCACUCCUUCGUCAGAGAGAACGUCCCACGAGUCCUGAGCUGGGCUAAAGAAAAAAACAGCCCCGGCCCUGUGGUGCCUCAGGUCUCUCAGUAUCUCUACUUCCUGUUUGCACCCACUCUCAUCUACAGAGACAAAUACCCCAGGAACCCGGUGAUCAGGUGGAGCUACGUGGCUUCAAAGUUCCUUCAGGUGCUGGGCUGUCUGUUCUAUGCGUACUACGUGUUCGUGCGGCUCUGCAUCCCUCAGUUUCGCAGCAGCAGCCGUCAGCUGUUCGACCUCCGAGCCAUGGUGCUCUGCGUCUUCAACUCCAUCCUGCCCGGUACUCUCUCUCUCUCUCUCUCUCUCUCUCUCUCUCUCCACUGCUGGCUCAAUGCUUUCGCUGAGAUGCUCUGCUUCGCUGACAGGAUGUUUUAUAAGGAUUGGUGGAACUCGACCUCUUUUGCUAACUACUACCGCACCUGGAACGUAGUGGUGCACGACUGGCUGUACUACUACGUGUACCGCGACAUCCUGUGGAUGUCUCAGAAGCGCUUCAGACCGGCGGCCAUGUUGUUUGUGUUCACGGUUUCUGCCGUCGUGCACGAGUACAUCCUCGCCAUCUGCUUCGGCUUCUUCUACCCCGUCCUCUUCUGCCUCUUCAUGUGCUUCGGAAUGAUGUUCAACUUCAUCCUGCACGACCGGAGGAAAGGUCCCAUCUGGAACGUGAUCAUGUGGACGUCUCUGUUCCUCGGUCAGGGGGUCAUCCUCUGCCUCUACUCUCAGGAGUGGUACGCCCAGCAGUACUGCCCUCUGACGGAGCCUUCAUUCUUGGAGUUGUUGAAGCCUCGCUCGUGGAGCUGUCACAGAGAUGCUGGACUCUGA